UCUUGUAAUUCAAAUGUUAUUAAUCAAAUUCUUUUGGCAGUUCAAAAUGCCUUCACAGGGACACUUUGAUCAGGUUGCUGCUGUGACCAGAGACUAUAUUGCACAGCCUCACCUGUGCUAUAAAACUGUCACUGGUGUCAAUGGCCCUCUUGUUAUUCUUGAUGAUGUCAAAUUCCCUAAGUUUGCUGAGAUUGUGAACCUGCAUCUUGCUGAUGGAUCAGAGCGCAAAGGACAAGUCUUGGAAGUCAGCGGAUCCAAAGCUGUUGUACAGGUGUUUGAGGGAACCUCUGGAAUUGAUGCCAAGCACACUGUGUGUGAGUUCACUGGAGAUAUCAUGAGGACUGCUGUCUCAGAAGAUAUGUUGGGUCGAGUUUUCAAUGGCUCUGGCAAGCCCAUUGACAAUGGACCUGCUGUACUGGCUGAAGAUUUUCUAGAUAUCCAGGGUCAGCCCAUCAAUCCGUGGUCCCGUACCUAUCCUCAGGAGAUGAUCCAGACCGGAAUUUCCUCCAUUGAUGUCAUGAACUCCAUUGCCAGAGGUCAAAAGAUCCCAAUCUUCUCUGCUGCUGGUCUGCCUCACAACGAGAUUGCUGCUCAGAUCUGUCGUCAGGCCGGUCUCGUGAACGCAGCUCAAGCCACCAAAGGUAGCGUCAUUGAUGACCACCACGAUAACUUCGCCAUCGUCUUUGCCGCUAUGGGUGUCAACAUGGAGGCCGCCCGAUUCUUCAAACAGGACUUCGAAGAGAACGGUUCAAUGGAGAACGUGUGUCUCUUCCUGAACCUGGCCAACGAUCCGACCAUCGAGCGUAUCAUCACGCCGCGUCUGGCGCUCACCACGGCCGAGUAUCUGGCCUACCAGUGCGAGAAGCACGUGCUUAUCAUCCUCACUGACAUGAGCUCAUACGCUGAAGCGCUGCGUGAGGUGUCGGCUGCUCGAGAGGAGGUGCCCGGCCGUCGCGGUUUCCCCGGUUACAUGUACACCGAUUUGGCGACUAUCUACGAGCGCGCAGGACGUGUGGAGGGCAGGCAGGGAUCGAUCACACAAAUCCCUAUCCUCACUAUGCCCAACGAUGACAUCACGCAUCCCAUUCCUGAUCUGACGGGCUACAUCACUGAGGGCCAGAUCUACGUAGACCGUCAGUUGCACAACCGUCAGAUCUACCCACCCAUCAACGUGCUGCCUUCGCUGUCUCGUCUCAUGAAGUCUGCCAUCGGAGAGGGCAUGACUCGCCGCGACCACAGCGACGUGUCCAACCAACUCUAUGCGUGCUACGCCAUCGGCAAGGAUCUGCAAGCCAUGAAGGCAGUGGUCGGUGAGGAGGCCUUGACUUCUGACGAUCUUCUUUACUUGGAAUUCCUGGCCAAGUUCGAGAAGAACUUCCUGACGCAGAGCUCGUACAGCAAGAGGAGCGUCUUCGAGUCACUGGAUAUUGGAUGGCAGUUGCUGCGUAUCUUCCCCAAGGAAAUGCUCAAGCGCAUUCCUGCCAGUACACUGGCCGAAUUCUACCCUCGUGACCGACCUCAGUAGGAUGUUUAAGAUGAAGGGAUGUUCUAUGUCCGUUAUGGUUUACGUUUGCUACCCAAGUUCAUAAGUUUACCUGGAUUUUGUGGUGUUCGUGAUGUUGAUGUACAUUAAUAGUGGGUACCGCCAUCUUUUUGUGUAGAUAGAACAUAAUAUGAAACUGAAAAUGUUUGUAUUCUAUUUAUUUGUAACUUAUCUUUAGUGUGAAGAGAGCGUGGAUUAUACAUUAUUUGUUUGCAAUCGAUCAUGAACUUUUUAGUAAGAAUUGUGUCGAAACAUCGGUGUUUUAAAGGCUUCAGUUUGCGUCAAGUCUGCGUGAACUAUUUUAUUGGAGUACUUUAAUCAUUCCAAGACAGUUGAAUAAGAAUUAUCUCGACUCGUGUAUAGAUAUUGUUUAUUGCUGCGGUGGUAUUAAAAAAUGUAAAUGAAA
Molecule: messenger RNA, 1949 nt
Organism: Hyalella azteca
Lineage: Eukaryota; Metazoa; Arthropoda; Malacostraca; Amphipoda; Hyalellidae
Gene: Vha55
Product: V-type proton ATPase subunit B
Exons: 7
Coding region: 14-1525 (503 amino acids)
Biological process (GO): ATP metabolic process; proton transmembrane transport
Cellular component (GO): proton-transporting V-type ATPase, V1 domain
Molecular function (GO): ATP binding; proton-transporting ATPase activity, rotational mechanism
Source: RefSeq, a predicted model, not a curated record